Messenger RNA from Acanthosepion pharaonis, 792 nucleotides. The record is from the annotation of a GenBank genome assembly. NCBI's taxonomy places the organism in Eukaryota, Metazoa, Mollusca, Cephalopoda, Sepiida, Sepiidae.
AUGCAUCUACAACAAUCAUUAUCUAUCUAUCUAUUCAUCUAUUCAUCUAUCUAUCUAUCUAUCUAUCUAUCUAUCUAUCUAUCUAGUCUCAUCUGGUCAUAUGCAUCAAUCUAUCUAUCUAUCUAUCUAUCUCAUCUGUUCAUUAUGUAUCUAUCUAUCUAUCUAUCUAUCUAUCUCAUCUGUUCAUUAUCUAUCUAUCUAUCUAUCUAUCUAUCUAUCUAUCUAUCUAUCGUAUCUGUUCAUUAUCUAUCUAUCUAUCUAUCUAUCUAUCUAUCUAUCUAUCUAUCUAUCUAUUUCCGUAUAUAUGAUAGUUCAUAUAUAUCCAUCGAAGUUUGUUCUUCUAUCUAUCUAUCUAUCUAUCUAUCUAUCUAUCUAUCUAUCUAUCUAUCUCUCGUAUUUGUCAUAUCUAUCGCUGUCUGUUCAUUAUCUAUCCAUUUAUCUAUCGUACUUGUUCGUUAUCUAUCUAUCUAUCUAUCUAUCUAUCUAUCUAUCUAUCUAUCUAUCUAUCUAUCUAUCUAUCUAUCUAUCUAUCGUAAUCUUAUCAUUAUCUAUCUCUAUAUCAUAGUCUGUUCAUAUCUACCUGUCGCAGUCUGUUCAUCUAUCUAUCUAUCUAUCUAUCUAUCAUAUCCUUUCAUAUCUAUCUGUCGCAGUCUGUUCCUUUAUCUAUCUAUCUAUCUAUCUAUCUAUCUAUCUAUCUAUCUAUCUAUCCUUACCAAGCAAUAUAUUUAUGUGUGUGCAUAUGGUAUAUGCUUCCAUUCUUGUCUCUGUCUACAAUUGCCCACCUUUCAAUAG